This is a messenger RNA of Paramecium sonneborni, 640 nucleotides long. The record is from the annotation of a GenBank genome assembly. NCBI's taxonomy places the organism in Eukaryota, Ciliophora, Oligohymenophorea, Peniculida, Parameciidae.
CUUAUGAUAAAUAGUUUAACUAAACUCAAUAAAGAAGACCCUUUUCAUAAUGUUGAAGUCUAAAACCCUAAUAUAAAUUAACAGAUAUUAGUGCAAGAACAUGAAAUAUAAAUUGAAGAAAACAAACAAAAUUCUAUUUAAGACUUCCAAUACUUUGAAUAACAACAAGAAUCCUAAGAAUCAUUAUUUAUUUAAUGUAUUUUGUGUGAUCAAGAAAUGGAACUUUAAUUUUACGACAUUCAUUUAAGGAUGUGUGAAGAAUAAAUUGGGAAUAUUAAUUUAAUAGAGUAAUAAUGUUAAGAUUGUGGAGAAUAGAUUGUUAAAUUAUAUUUAAAUGAUCAUUUAGAAAAUUGCGUAAGCAGAUUUUGGAUUUAAGUAAAAUGCCCUUAUUGCUAUAAUGCAUUUCUUAAAGCUGAAUUAACCAAUCAUAUUUUAGAAUGCCCCAUGUAUUUAGAUUAACAAAAAAAGGAAAAAUAAGGAAUUUAGAAUUGCUCAAUAUGUUUAGAAGAUAUUACAAUGAAUAAAACCUAAUUGAAUUGCUCUCAUUCUUUCCAUGAUAUUUGUAUAUAAAAUUGGUUCAAAUCAAAGAAUAGGUGCCCUAUUUGUAAGAAAGUACAAUUAAAAUUAAUAUGAAUGCGUC